Anthostomella pinea is the source of this 2559-nucleotide messenger RNA. The record is from the annotation of a GenBank genome assembly. Lineage: Eukaryota; Fungi; Ascomycota; Sordariomycetes; Xylariales; Xylariaceae.
AUGAAGUUCUCCCACAGCAUCCAGUUCAAUGCCGUCCCGGACUGGAGCAGCCACUACAUUGCUUACAGCAACCUCAAGAAACUCAUCUACCAACUCGAAAAGACCGUCCAUCAGCCCGGAACCGCCGACGUCGAGACGAGACCGCUCCUGAGGAAUGAGGACCCGGACACUGUCUUCAGCCGAGCCCUGGAUGUCGAAUUGGAAAAGGUCUCCUCGUUCUACGGGGUAAAGGAGAAGGAGCUGUUUGACGAGGUCGACGACCUGCUACGCGAUGUAGGCUCGUUCGACGAGAACGGCCCGAACGAGCACGAUGGCCCCAUGCGACCAGUCAUCCAACAGCCCACCACGGAACAGGUGAAGCGUGCGCGCGGGCCACGAAGCAGCCAGAGUGCCCAGAGCGGCCACAGCCUCCACUCGACAGAGGAUGGGAUUGAGGACAGCGACGACGACGACGACGACGAUGAAGACGAGACAUCUGCUCUCAACAAGAAGAGGAGGUCGAGCAUCAAUGGCGGCAUGGCCCGACGGCGCACUGUAGCCAACUUCAUGCACAAUUCCACCGAUUUGACAGCCUCCACCGACUACACGAGAUCAGCCCGCAGACACAGCACGGGGUUCGACGACUAUGCCGAGACGGCCCAGAUGUUCACGUCCGGCAUCAUGUUGAAGAAGCGCAUCGUCGGCCUCUACGUGCAACUGUGCGAACUCAAGUCUUACGUGCAGCUGAAUAAGACCGGCUUCCGCAAGGUGCUCAAGAAGUUCGACAAGAUCAACGACCGCGACCUUCGACCCAAGUACAUGGACAGCACCGUCGAAUCUGCCUACCCCUUUCUCCGCGACACUAUUAGCCAUAUCGAGGAGAAUAUCGAGAAGAUGGAAAGAGCGUAUGCCCACGUGGUCACCCACGGGGACGAGUCGCUCGCCCGAAAGGAUCUCCGGUCACACCUGCGGGAGCACGUUGUCUGGGAGAGAAAUACUGUGUGGCGAGACCUCAUCGGUCUCGAGCGUCGCGCGGAAGCUGCAUCUCUGGGGCAGGGUCUUCUCGGCGCCCAGAACGACGGCAUGAAGGUCAGAUUACAAGGCGACGAUGCGCCCCAAGCACCCACCAAGAAGAUCAACACUCCGAUUGGGCGCUUCACCGUUCCAACCUGGCUCUUUGGGUCGACCAUGUUCACGCUCUUGGGCAUCAUCGCCAUCUUCUUGCUCCUUCUUUUCAUCCCUAUAAUGGAAAGGCCAGAGCAGCAGAACUGCUUGGCUUUGCUGAUAUUUGUCAGUCUGUUAUGGGCCACCGAGGCAAUCCCGCUAUUCGUGACCUCGUUACUGAUACCCUUCCUCUGCGUCGUGCUCAACGUCGUCCGGUCAGAUGAGGCGCCGUACGCGAGGCUGAAAUCCAAGGAAGCCACAGCGUAUGUGUUCGCAGCUAUGUGGACACCCGUCAUCAUGCUUCUUCUGGGCGGCUUCACCAUCGCUGCUGCCUUGUCCAAAUGCAAGAUCGACAAGCGGAUUGCCACCUUCGUCCUUAGUAAGGCCGGAACACGACCCAGGACGGUACUCAUCGCCAAUAUGUUCGUGGCUGCGUUUGCCAGUAUGCUCGUCAGUAAUGUGGCGGCUCCCGUUCUCUGCUUCGGCAUCAUCGAGCCCAUGUUGCGCAAUUUGCCAUCCGACUCCAACAUGUCCAAGGCCGUCAUCAUGGGCAUUGCCUUGGCUUCCAACAUUGGUGGCAUGCUUUCGCCCAUCGCUUCACCUCAGAACGUGGUCGCCCUCGGAAUCAUGCAGCCUGCGCCGACUUGGGGCGAGUGGUUUUUCGUCGUGAUCCCUGUCGGCAUAGUGUCGAUAUGUCUGAUAUGGUUGUUAUUACUGGUCACUUUCCAACCUGGCAAGGGGACCAAUAUCGUCCCUAUCAGGCCUGUCAGGGAGCACUUCACUGCUCUGCAGUGGUUCGUCUCCGCUGUCUGUGUCACCACGAUUGCGCUGUGGUGUGCGAGCCACGCCCUGGAGUCAACAUUUGGCGACAUGGGUGUUAUAGCCAUCCUUCCGAUCGUCAUCUUCUUCGGGAUUGGCAUACUGACCAAGGAGGACUUCAACAACUUCCCAUGGACUAUCAUUAUCCUUGCUGCCGGUGGUCUGGCCCUCGGCAAGGCGGUCAAAUCCUCUGGCCUGCUCCACACAGUGGCCGAACGCAUCUCUGGUGAGGUCAACGGGAUGGAUCUCUACGUUGUCCUGCUCAUAUUCUCGAGUCUGACUCUGGUCAUCGCGACGUUCAUCAGUCACACGGUAGCUGCACUGAUUAUCCUGCCGCUCGUGUACGAUAUUGGAGACGCCAUGGAGCAGCCGCACCCCAACCUGCUCGUCAUGGCGGCCACCCUGAUGUGCAGUGCAGCGAUGGCUCUGCCAACCAGUGGUUUCCCUAAUAUGACGGCUAUCAUGAAAGAAGAUGCCACUGGUCAGCGAUAUCUACACGUCAAGCAUUUCAUCAGCCGAGGUGUACCAAGCAGCUUGCUCACCCUCGUAGUCGUGGUCACACUUGGCUACGGCGCGAUGCGUAUCAUUGGGAUGUAG